AUGGCACCUACGGAAAAUGCAACCUCAGAUAUGCCACCAUCAGAGGAAAUCCCGUCCUCCGUUUCCAUCGAUGAUGGCAAGCAGCAUGCGACCAAGACCUCUCCUCUGAACGGGGACUUUGAGAAACUUGUCCGCCAAACGUUGGACAAAUGGCAUAUUCAAGGCGUCGCCGUUGCGGUCGUUGACGGAGACGAGACCUGGGCUGAGGGAUAUGGAAUCGCAGCAUUGCCAGAUGUCCCCGUUCGUCCUUCUACCUUGUUCUACACCGGAAGUACGACCAAAUCCUUCACUGCUGCAGCGGCCUCGUUGUUAGUAGACGACGACGAAAAAUACCCGAGUAUCAAAUGGACCACCCCUCUUAGCCAGAUUAUCCGUGAUGACUUUGUCCUACCUGACGAAUAUGCAACUGCGCACGUUACUUUGGAGGACGCGCUCUCGAAUCGAUCUGGUAUGUCAGGACACGAGUUGACAUUAGGUCGCCCAGGUACUGUACGAGAUGUUGUCCGAAAUCUUCGCCAUUUGACAAUCAACAAAGAGAUCAGAACGACUUGGCAGUACUGCAAUGCAUUAUUCAUUGCUGUCGGGCAUAUGAUCGAAGUUGUAACUGGGGAGUGGUUGGGAGACUUUCUGCGUAAACGCAUUUGGGAGCCCUUGGAUAUGGAGUCAACCUUUUUUUCGCUCGAGGAUGCACAACAGUACGCUGCAUCCAGCGAUAAUGACUCCACAGUCGCAAUACCAUAUACAUGGGACGAAGUGACCUCGCAGACAAAAGAGAUUCCUUAUUUCGACGGUGUGUUAGGUGGUGCCGGUGCUGUGAUUUCUAGUGUCCUUGAUUACGCCAAGUACAUCCGAUCGAUGAUGCGGCAGUCUGGCCCGCUAUCAAAAGCAGGAUAUGAUGCCAUGCUUCAGCCCCGUUCGUUCUGUCCGCAAAUACUGCCACAGCUCGAGAAGCAGAUGUUGUAUACAUUAGGCUGGAUGUCGACUACAUAUCAUGGCGAAUUUGUCAUGUUGCAUCCAGGAGGCCUAGAAGGCAUGACUGCGACUAUGAUCUAUUUCCCAGAACGGGACUGGGGUGUUCUCGUCUUCUGUAAUACAGAUGGUCCAGGACGCGAAACGCUAGCGUGGCAUCUUAUAGAUGAUAUGCUGAAUGUCCCGCAAAGCGAGCGUAUGGAUCUGUAUGAGGUAACCCAGAAGAAAUUUGCCAUGAAGAAGGAGUACAACUCAACGGCCCAGCAACGCCUCUACCCAUCCAUCCCAUCUCCACCUCGACCUCUCUCUCUCCCAUUAGCAGACUAUGCUGGCAUAUAUACACACCCAGCUCAUCCAGACUUCAUCAUCAGCGUGGCAUCCAAUGAUGAACUGCGUGUCGAUGUGACCGGAGGAUUCCCUAUCCGAAUGUACUUGAAGCAUGUCACUACCGAAUAUUUCCUAGCUGAGCUGUUUUUCUUCAGGUUUGGUCAGAACAGCGAUGUUGUCAAGGCUGAGUUUCAGCUUAAUAUCGAAGGCAAAGUGGCUAGGUUUGGUGUUGCUGUUGAUUUUGCAGAUAUGCCGGACACUUUGAUUUGGUUUAAGCGUUCGCCUGAAUAG
Talaromyces proteolyticus is the source of this 1587-nucleotide messenger RNA. RefSeq names its product putative penicillin-binding protein. The transcript is spliced from 3 exons. The record is from RefSeq and is a predicted model, not a curated record. Lineage: Eukaryota; Fungi; Ascomycota; Eurotiomycetes; Eurotiales; Trichocomaceae. Bases 1 to 1587 code for a protein of 528 amino acids.